UACACACACUUGCAGCUCAGUCUCCCUAGGAGACGCAGGCUACCAGCAUGACAGUGCAACAUCUACUCUAGAGCCACAACUGCAUGACUCUAUGAUUAUAAGCACCAGGCGGGGAGUGAGCGUGAGAGAGGCUGAGGAAGAGAGAGAGAAGUUUGUCAGUUGUCAGAAGGAGAGACGUCAGAGCAGGAGAACAGAAGAUAUCAAGAACUAAAGAGGAGCUGUGGGGGGACAGCAGAGAUGCGCGUAGGAAUGAAGUGGGUUUGGCGGAGGAGUUGAGCCGUGUUGCUCACCCACACACUUUCCAAACCUAUAGGACCCCCAAGGAAGGAGGAGAGAAUGAAGAAACACUCGGCCAGAGUGGCCCCUCUCAGCUCAUAUAGCACCCAGGUGCUCACCUGCCCCAUCUCUGAAGGAGAAGAUGGUUCAGAGUCACACGCAGAGACUCCAGUCAGUGAAACCAGUGGUGAUGGAUCUGCAUAUCAGACCUGCGCCACCACAGUCCUGAAGGUGCUGGGUGGCCUGCUUGUGGUUCUGUGCGUCUCCUCGUCCUGGGUGGGCACAACGCAAGUGGUCCAGCUGACAUAUAAGUCCUUUUCCUGUCCCUUUUUCAUCACCUGGUUCAGCACCAACUGGAACAUCCUCUCCUUUCCCCUCUACUACUCUGGGCACGUGGCCACCACCAGAGAGAAGCAGACGCCCAUUCAAAAAUUCAGGGAAUGCAGUCGGCUGUUUGGAGAGGAAGGCAUGUCUCUGAGGGUCCUUCUGAAGAGAACAGCACCUUUCUCCAUAUUAUGGACGUUGACUAACUACCUGUACCUCCUGGCGCUGAGAAAACUAACCGCUACGGAUGUCUCAGCACUCUACUGCUGCCACAAAGCCUUUGUCUUCCUGCUGUCAUGGAUCGUCCUCAAAGAUCGUUUCAUGGGUGUGCGGAUUGUGGCUGCCAUUAUGGCAAUCACAGGGAUUGUCAUGAUGGCAUAUGCUGAUGGUUUCCAUGGGGAUUCAUUCAUGGGUGUGGCCUUUGCAGUUGGCUCCGCCUCCACCUCAGCGCUCUACAAGGUGCUGUUUAAGAUGUUCCUUGGCAGUGCCAAUUUGGGCGAGGCAGCUCAUUUCUUUUCCACGAUGGGUUUCUUCAACCUCAUCUUCAUCUCCUGCGUUCCUUUGAUUCUCUACUUCACCAAAGUGGAGCACUGGGGUUCCCUGUCCUCCUUGCCAUGGGGUUACCUUUGUGGGGUGGCCGGCCUCUGGCUAGUUUUCAACAUCCUGGUCAAUGUAGGAGUGGUGCUCACAUAUCCUAUACUCAUAUCCAUUGGGACGUUACUCAGUGUUCCAGGCAAUGCAGCCAUUGAUGUGCUGAAGCAUGAGGUCAUCUUCAGUGUUGUGCGUCUGGCUGCCACCUGCAUCAUCUGCCUGGGUUUCCUGCUGCUUCUGCUCCCUGAAGAGUGGGAUACGGUCACCGUGCGCUUCCUCACCGCCCUGGCAGACAAGAAACCAGAGGAGCACGGCGAGGAGCUCACAGAGUCCAGCAUCCAAACGCGCAGCCGGAGCAGAGCCAACGGAGCCGUAUUAAUCCCUAUGGCAUGACCUUUAAGCUUGCUGUGACCUGGGAAUGAGUAGCCCGCGGUCCAUUUGCCACGAGGCAAAGUGAAUGAUUGUAUUUACUGUUUUGGAAAAGAAUAGGGAAAAUGUUUUGACAAACAGCAGAGAAAAUAUGUUACAUUAUUUAAUAAUAACAAAACAAUCCGAUCAAAAGAGCGAAAUUGAGAGUUGAGAAUAUGCUGUUACUAAUUGAGUGUUCUGAGAAUAGCAUCCCACUCUCUUAUAACAGGGAUAUUUACUGACAGUAUUUUUUUAUUUAAUUUUACAGAAGAGAUGUAAUAUUCUCUUCCUUGUGAGGGCCUGACAUUUCUGUUGGGAGAUAAACUCCUAUGGUAUAAUACAUAAAAGUGAAUGAACUUUCGACGAUCUCCCUCUGCACGCAAAACCCGCAUCCCAGCCAGGCCUCCCAAUGGACUGUAUUCUGUGAAUAUAGACUUUGUCAGGGCCAGUUUGGCUCACUGUAAACAUGAAUGCAUUCAGAGAUAUACUGUAUAUGAACAUGAAAUAUGAAAUUAUUUGCAUUGUACGUAGUAGUAUUAUAUUGUAUAUACUGUAUGUAGGGAAAAUAUAUUAUGCUUUAAUGAACAAGACUUCUUUUAUAAUAAAAGAUAAAAAUAAAGAUAUUUA
Molecule: messenger RNA, 2226 nt
Organism: Triplophysa rosa
Lineage: Eukaryota; Metazoa; Chordata; Actinopteri; Cypriniformes; Nemacheilidae
Gene: slc35f4
Product: solute carrier family 35 member F4
Exons: 7
Coding region: 337-1584 (415 amino acids)
Cellular component (GO): membrane
Source: RefSeq, a predicted model, not a curated record